This is a messenger RNA of Plasmodium gonderi, 765 nucleotides long. Its product is annotated as variable surface protein. The record is from RefSeq and is a predicted model, not a curated record. The transcript is spliced from 3 exons. The coding region runs from base 1 to 765 and encodes 254 amino acids. NCBI's taxonomy places the organism in Eukaryota, Apicomplexa, Aconoidasida, Haemosporida, Plasmodiidae.
AUGAUUAAAAGUAUACAAGAAAUAGUUAAUCAAAAAUGCCGUGCACAAAUUUCUGAAUGCAAUACAGGGGAAUUAUUUGAAGAAUUGGAUCGUGCGUUGGAUGCUCAGUAUGAUUGUGAAUAUGGUUGCACUAUAGAUCGUAUUCGUUUGCCUUCGAAAAAUAUUCUUAAAAAGUUUUAUAUAUUCUUGGAUAAUUCUUUAAAUAAUUUAAAUAAUUUUGAUCCGAACGUAUGUAAUUAUUUAAAUAAAUGGAUAGAAUAUAAAGGAAAUGAAUACAAAAAAAUUGAUGAGAAUAUAUUUGAUAUGCAGAACUGGAAAGAAGAUAUGAAUACUAUAUUCAGUAAUAAAAAUACUUUAGAACAAUGCCCAAAUAAUGAAUGCUGUAAAUAUUCUUCAAGUAUAUCUAUACCUCCUCCUGUAAGACGUUUAAUUAUACCUGAAGAGGAUGAUGAAGGAGAUGACAGUGAAUUAUUUGUAUUUAGUAGUGUUGAUACUGAAGAUAUUGGUGAAAAUGAAACUCACGCUUCUCAUUUUGUUGCAUUACCAAUAAGAAAGAUUAUUUUUCUUACUUUUUUAGUUAUAAUAACAGUUCUAUUUAUUAUUUUUUUUUCAUCUAAGAAUGCAAAAAUAAAAACAUUUCUAGGUAAUAUCUAUAACUGGAUGAUCCUAAAGAGUAAUCGUACUAUGAAUAGAAAUAGUAUUGCAUAUAAUGAUGAUUUUCUAUUAUACUCAACAAACGAGAGUAUUAAUAUAGGAUAUGUAUAA